Molecule: messenger RNA, 868 nt
Organism: Pseudophryne corroboree (corroboree frog)
Lineage: Eukaryota; Metazoa; Chordata; Amphibia; Anura; Myobatrachidae
Product: receptor-type tyrosine-protein phosphatase O-like
Exons: 5
Coding region: 182-868 (228 amino acids)
Biological process (GO): podocyte differentiation; regulation of glomerular filtration; peptidyl-tyrosine dephosphorylation involved in inactivation of protein kinase activity
Cellular component (GO): glutamatergic synapse; plasma membrane; GABA-ergic synapse
Molecular function (GO): Wnt-protein binding; cadherin binding; protein tyrosine phosphatase activity
Source: RefSeq, a predicted model, not a curated record
UGUCAUUAUGGGGAGGGUCUCCUCUGGUCCUCACACAGAUGCUGGUAGAGAGGGAGGGAGGAGGCAGACUAAUCUCUUAUUACUGCUGGAAUGAAGCUUUGUGUAGUAGAAAUGCAGCGGCCACAGCAGCUGAUAAUAGAGUGACAUGCUGUGAUACAGAGACACCCCGUCACUCUCUGACAUGUCAGUGGUCGCUGAUCGGAGGACAGGAGCCGGCAGCUCCAUGAUUCCUGUGGUCUUCUGUCUGCUGCUCUGUCUCCAGGAAGCUUCCAUGUUUAAAGUGAUCGUCGCUCCUGACAACCUUCUCAUAGUUUCCUUGGAAGAUUCUGACGUGACUCCCUCAGCCUCUGUGUAUGUGGUGAAAAUAACUGGAGAAUCCAAAAAUUAUUUCUUUCAGUUUGAAGAAUUUAACAACUCGUUACCCAGCCCACUAGUCUUCAAUGCUAGUUACCAUGGCCUCUAUUAUAUUGUCACAUUAAUGGUGAUACAUUCUAACUUGGCUUCAAGACCAGCAAGAUCAGUCACUGUACUGACCAAACCACUUCCAGUCAGCAAGGUUUUUGUCCAUGAUUAUAAACCAUCUCCAGAAACCGGAGUUGUGUUUAAAGUUCAAUAUCCAGAAAAGUUCAAUGUCUUCACAAGAGUAAACAUUAGUUACUGGGAAGGGAAGAACUUCCGUACUAUGUUAUAUAAAGAUUUCUUCAAAGGCAAAACUGUGUUUAAUCACUGGCUGCCUGGAACUUGUUACAGCAAUAUCACCUUCCAGCUCGUGUCUGAGGUCUCCUUUAAUAAAAGUACUUUAGUUGAAAGCAGUGGAAUAGGACAUGUCCCACAACAGCACAGAACAGAGUUCUUUGCGGCUCAAUAG